Molecule: messenger RNA, 1098 nt
Organism: Raphanus sativus (radish)
Lineage: Eukaryota; Viridiplantae; Streptophyta; Magnoliopsida; Brassicales; Brassicaceae
Exons: 2
Coding region: 73-882 (269 amino acids)
Source: RefSeq, a predicted model, not a curated record
CAUACACUUGCAUACAUUAUCAUCAAAAAGAACUUAUAGAGAGAAAAGAGAGAGUGAAAGAGAUUAGCCACAAUGUAUUUUCGACUUCUCUGUCUUCUCCUCCUAGCUUCUUGCUUGACACAUCAAGCUUUUGGCCGUGGCCGUAACCGGCCACCUCGGGAAGUAAGCUCGUAUCCUUCAUCAAGUAUCACAGUCGUCGGAGUUGUCUACUGUGACACUUGUUCAAGCAACACUUUCUCAAGACAAAGCUAUUUCUUACAAGGAGUGGAUGUACAUGUCAACUGUAGAUUCAAAGCAAGCUCACCAAAGACAACAGAGGAAGUGAACAUAUCAGUGAACAGAACAACAAACAGAAGCGGCGUUUACAAGCUCGAGAUCCCUCACGUCGACGGGAUAGAUUGCGUGGACGGAAUCGCCAUAGCUUCUCAGUGCAGCGCCAAGCUACUCAGCCCUUCCAACAUCAACAUCGGCUGCAACAUCCCUGUUUUUCAGACAGCAACCAACGAAGUAUCCAUCAAGUCAAAGCAAGAUCGUGUCUGUAUCUACAGCUUAAGCGCACUCAGCUACAAACCAUCUCACAAAAACGCCACACUUUGCAGCGGCGGAAAGAGACAACAUCACGGGCGAGAGAAGGAGGAAGAGAAGGUGGAGAAGAAGUUUAGAGACUCCAAGUUCUUCUGGCCUUACAUGCCACCGUACUGGUUCCCUUGGCCGUACUCCACUCUCCCACCGUUGCCUACUCUGCCUCCUCUUCCUUCCUUUCCUUUCCCUUUUCUUCCUUUAGCAAACCCUAAUCCAGCAUUGCCCGCGUUUGACUGGAAAGAUCCCACCACUUGGAUACCUUAUCUUCCACGUUUCCCUCCCAGUGAUCACAAUUCUUAGGGAUCAUUUUACCUCCAGAUUUGGCUUUCUUCUUCUCUCUGUUUUGGCUUUCUGCUUCUCUAUGUUUUUUUUGGUGAUCUCCUUUGCUUGCGUUUGUGUGUGAUUGAUUUACUUAUUAAUAUGUAAAUUACUCUUCCAUUACAGAACCUAAAGAUUUGGUUUUGAUGGACUUUUGUUCAAUCAAGAUUUUUAUAUAAAGUAAAGUCUUCCACUCAA